Messenger RNA from Hemiscyllium ocellatum (epaulette shark), 4696 nucleotides. RefSeq names its product zinc finger and BTB domain containing 17 (gene zbtb17). Gene Ontology annotation, cellular component: nucleus. The coding region runs from base 150 to 2540 and encodes 796 amino acids. The record is from RefSeq and is a predicted model, not a curated record. The transcript is spliced from 15 exons. NCBI's taxonomy places the organism in Eukaryota, Metazoa, Chordata, Chondrichthyes, Orectolobiformes, Hemiscylliidae. Gene Ontology annotation, biological process: regulation of transcription by RNA polymerase II. Gene Ontology annotation, molecular function: RNA polymerase II cis-regulatory region sequence-specific DNA binding; DNA-binding transcription factor activity, RNA polymerase II-specific; protein binding.
UCGAUCUGUGAGUGAAAAGAUGGCGGCGGCAGGGCCCAGCUAGCCCGAAGCAGCGGCACGGCGAGCGCAACAAACCUCGAUAGCAGGCCCAAGAGAGGGCGGGGAAACGGAGCCCGUAACCCAGCAACAGCUGGCGGGGACAAGAAAGAAUGGAUUUUCCACAGCACAGUCACCAGGUCCUGGAGCAGUUGAAUCACCAGAGACAUCUUGGGUUGCUCUGUGACUGCACCUUUGUUGUAGAUGGCAUUGACUUCAAGGCACACAAGGCGGUGCUGGCUGCAUGCAGUGAAUAUUUCAGGACAUUGUUCUUGGACCAGAAAGAUGUGGUACACCUUGACAUCAGCAAUGCAGCAGGUCUCGGCCAGGUGUUGGAAUUCAUGUACACAGCCAAGCUGAACCUGACCUCGGUGAACGUUUUUGAUGUGCAGGCAGUGGCUGGCUUCCUUCAGAUGCAUGAUAUUGUCAGCACCUGUAACACUUUCAUUGAAGGUAUUGAGAUACCAGGCAGUGAUGGAAAGCAAGAAAAAGAGCUGGUCACAGAUAAUCCUGAGAAACAAAAGAAGGACCCAGCUGAAGAAGUGAAGGAUGAAGCACCAGUGGAAUCUGAGGACGACGAUACAACAGUGGAGUUUGAAGAUGAUGAAGACAAAGAUUACAAACCUGGAGACACAGUGAAAGAUGCUGUCUCGAAGAUAUAUGGUAAACGCCGGCACCUUCCUGCCAGGAAAAGCACUUCGAGUGACACCAAAGAUGCCAGUAUUUCAGAAAAUCCUGAUGAAGAGACAGCAGAAGAUGAAUUGAGUGAGUCAGAUAAAGUGGAGCAAGAUGAAGACACUGAGAUAAAAGAGAAUGGGGAUGCAAUGACACACAGUCAUGGAGACAGUGGGGGACAUUCUGAAUUCAGUGAAAAGUUAGAUGCAGCCUCAGAGUCAGAUGCAACUUUGGAGGAUCAGGAUGGUGCUCAUGACACCAGACGUCGCCGCUUUGGACCAUACAUUGACCGGACUGAGUCCCGUCCUUAUGGCUCAAUAACACACAAAUGCAAGGACUGUGGGAAAGAGUUCACACACACGGGAAACUAUAAGCGGCAUGUCCGCAUCCACACAGGAGAGAAGCCAUUCUCCUGCAGGGAGUGUAACAAAGCAUUCUCUGACCCUGCAGCCUGCAAAGCACAUGAGAAAACACACAGUCCUGUCAAACCUCAUUCCUGUGAAGAAUGUGGGAAGAGCUACCGGCUCAUCAGUUUGCUGAAUUUGCAUAAGAAGCGACACACGGGCGAGGCUAAGUAUACGUGUGAUGACUGCAGGAAAACAUUCACCACCUCUGGCAACCUGAAACGCCACCAGCUGGUUCACAGCGGUGAGAAGCCUUACCAAUGCGAUUACUGCGAGAGAUCAUUCUCUGAUCCCACUGCUAAAAUGAGGCAUCUGGAAAUGCAUGAUGCUGACAAGGUUCACAAGUGUCCGCACUGUGAGAAACGUUUUAAUCAGCUGGGGAACUUAAAAGCCCACCUGAAGAUUCACAUUGUGGAUGGACCCCUCAAGUGCAGGGAAUGUGGGAAGCAGUUCACCACUUCAGGAAACCUUAAACGCCACUUGAGGAUCCACAGCGGAGAGAAACCAUACGUCUGCCCACAUUGCCAGCGAGCGUUUUCUGAUCCUGGAGCAUUACAGCGUCAUGUGCGCAUUCACACAGGUGAGAAGCCUUGUAUCUGCAUCAUAUGUGGGAAAAGCUUCACUCAGGCGAGCUCUCUAAUAGCUCAUAUCAGGCAACACACCGGGGAGAAACCAUACGUCUGCGAUCGCUGUGGUAAAAGGUUUACCCAGUCCAGUCAGCUAGCCAAUCACAUUCGACACCAUGACAACAUCCGGCCACACCAGUGUCACAUCUGUAACAAGGCAUUUGUCAAUGCUGGUGACCUGGCCAAACAUGUCAUCAUCCACACUGGUGAAAAGCCCUAUCUCUGUGAUACAUGUGGACGAGGCUUCAAUCGUGUUGACAAUCUGCGGUCACAUGUUAAAACUGUCCAUCAGGGAAAGAUCAGCCUUAAAAAGCUCAAAACUAAAGAUGAGGAUGAUGAGGAAGAAAGGAAUGUUGUCACUGUUACAACAGACACCGUGGUCACCUUGGCAACUGAGGCACUGGCUGCUACUGCAGUGACCCAGCUAACUGUGGUUCCUGUGGCAACAGCAGUGACCGCAGAUGAGACAGAGGUCCUGAAAGCGGAGAUUACAAAGGCAGUAGAGCAGGUUCAGGAAGCAGAUCCAAAUGCACAUAUCCUAUAUGCCUGUGAUUCUUGUGGGGAAAAGUUCCUGGAUGCCAACAGCCUGGCACAACAUGUGCGCAUUCACACAGCCCAAGCCCUGGUCAUGUUCCAAGCUGACACAGACUUUUACCAGCAAUAUAGCAAUGGCAGCUGGCAAACUGAGCAUGUCAUCCAACCAGGAGAACUCCUGUUCCGAGCGCGGGAUGGGACGGAUCUGCCACCCGCUGUUGCUGAACAGACUCAAGUUGAGAGUUGCCAGAAUCCCUCACAGUGAGGGCGUGAUAGAGGUGGCCAGGUACACUGUGCAAGACGUGUAGGACAGUAACAUAAAUGCACUGCUGUUACAUCAACUAUGCUGAAUGCAACAAUGCAUCUGUGACUAAGACACUAAAGAACAGGAAGCUGCGAAACUCACUCUGUAACUGCUAUCCUUCUACAUGUAAAGAGGCUUUGUGCUUUUCUCAAAUCAAGUCAAGUUGUAAAAGCAGAAUUAACCUGGGCAACAACAUUGUGUAUUCACAGCUGCAGGACUAUGAUAAUGAUCGAAACUGACAGCACUUGCUGUUCAGUUGCCCUGUUACUGAAGAUUUGUGAUUUUUCUUCAUAUUGAAUGCACUAGGCCCAGCCCAGCAAGGGUUGGUGUUGGAGGGAAAACUUGAAAUUUCAGCACCCCAGGGAUUUGAACCCAUAAUUAAGAAGCAACAGUCAGUAUUAUGCACUACAUGGGAUCAGUCUAAUGCACUGUGAUCAAUACUAGGUGGUCACUCCAAGUGAAUUUCAGCACACACCAGAACUCCAAGUCCCUUUGUUCUGCACAUAUUGUGCAUUAUUUUUCUUUGCUGAAUGGUUCUACCAUUUGUGCUAUGUAGGACAAGAAGUGUUUCCAUAUUGUGAGACAGCCCAAAUAAUGGCCCAUUUUAAAAAUAAAGAAAAUGCAGAGAGCACGUUUUGGGCAUCAUCUUUGGUCAUCAGUUCUUAAAAGCACGACCCAGAAACAGAGUUGUUCAUAAUGCUACUACAGCCUUUCAGCGACUGGAACCAUGUUCUGCAAAGUAAAUGUUCCAGUGGCAGAGCUCAUUGGAGUAAAGACAAACACUAUUCUUGAUGAGUUAACACAAUCUGGUUACACAAUUGGUGCUGUUUGAAACUUGCAAUUUAAUGAUGUUUUGCUGCGAUUUCAAUAACAUGAUUUUUGUAACUGGGGCCAGUUCUGGAACUGGAAGCUGACACCACAUAGUAUUAGUUUCCUGUUGACCACUAUAGCGGAAGGAAAACUCAUUGACUUCGGAGAAUGCCUUCCCAUCACCCAUCCAUCCCGACCAAAUUCUAAAUCCCUGAAACUAAAACAAUUACUUUGAUGGUAUGUUUCAAACUGUAUUUUAGUCAGAAUUAGAGUUUGUGUUUCUUGCAAUAGAGGCUGCCUGUACAUUAAGGGGACUUUUCUCAAGCUACAUGAUUUCCAUUCCUUGCUCUCACGAUGAACUGCCAUUUUUUAUUCCCCAGCUGUUGCUGUCGUUUUCACACUGACUGAAAUUCGCUCAUUUUGCCAGCACUUGGCAUCAUUAAAUCUGUGUGAGAGAGAAUAGUCUGUCAUUUACCCAGUGUCUCUGCAGUAUGCCUUGGCCUGAAAGUUGAUGAUGAAGUGGUAAAAAUGUGACAUCUCAGUUACUUACCACAGCUGAAUCCCAAACAAAGGAAAUCAUGGUGCAGGAAUUUGAGAUCCCAAGUCUUUAAAGAUCCUCCAUAUCUAUUUACUGUCUCCUCAAGAAAUGAGUACAAAUACCAGAGAAAUGUUAAGGGCUCUGCUUUGGGUCCCACUUUUAAAAUUCCUGUUCUAAGGAACUAAAGCCUCAAGGGAAAUUUCCCUUAUGAUCUUGCCUUAGUUGGCCUUUCUCAUCAAUUAGUCCCAGCCAAAUAAUCUCAGUUGGAUGAAAUAAAAACAGAUAGUGCUGGAACAACUCAAGGUCGGGCAGCAUUUGUGGAGACAGAAAUUAAGUUAGUGUUGAAUCUGAUGGAACUCCUCAUUGAAAAGGUUCCCUCCAGCAUUUUCUGUUUUUAUUAACAAUCUCAGUAUGGCCUGUUUCUGCUAUGUGUCUCCUCACUAGUCUAAGAAAGACAUAGGAAUUUUCAGACUUCCCCUGGGUUGCAUGCAAUCUCUGGUAACUGAAAUGCUGAUCUUCAAAACCUGAAUCUUAGGUAAACGGUGCAAAAGGAAAGAGAAGUGAUUCACAAACUGUUUCUUCAAGGGACAGAUAUUUGGGUAUUUUUCUAUAUCUGCAGAACAACCCGCUCCAGUUGCAGUCACUUUCUGUACAUGGUAUAUAGAAUUUGUUUAAAAAUUGACAAUUAUUAACUUAUGAAUAUUUGGUUUUUCACUCACGACUUGCCAAAUUUUUCUUCUGCUGGAAUGGGCACUUCUUUUUCUGUAAA